AUGGUAGACUCUCCUACAAUACACUCGACUUUCUCCGUCGUCUCGGGCGAGGUGUGUUUCGGCUCCUUGCACAACAUUUGGUUCGGUUCCUCUGCUCCCUCUCAAGGUCUCCCCGCCGCUCCACCGCAACCAAGUGGCACAGUCAUAGCUCACAGCAUCAACUACAAGAUUACCGCACAAAACGGGACCUGGAAUGUCUUCAAACUUAUUUCUUCUGAGACAAGCCAUGCAGUAGCAUUGUUCGUGGCUCAUGCAGAUGUCGAUCCCAGGCAGGAAGUCGACAAGAUCCUCCGCAUAUCUGGCUCACCUUAUGAAGCAGAUCACGGAAGCACGAUGAACGACGAUGCCACUUCUCAGGCUGGAGUUUUCGUGAUUAAUCGUUAUGAUUGGAGCUACUACGACAGACGGUGCUUUGAUGAGAUUGGUGAAGGCCAGGAAGAAGGCGAUGAUGAUGCGCUGGCAAACUCGAACUCUCUUGGCCUUGUUGAUCGCUCUGUUUCGCAAGAAAUGGUUAAGCGAUGGCAGGGUCAACGGCCAAGCCGACGAGACAGUGCAGAGCAAGGAAUCUGGUUGUACAUCCCCGAUGGAGAAUACAUGUUCGGCCGCUUUGGAUUCAAUGAUACGCACACCGCAGCAAGAUCAUUCCUGUUCUUCUCCGCAUACACAGAAUUCACAAAGGCAGGUUUCUUGGGCAUUCCAGGGUCACUACGAGAACACAUGACGCCCCAGGAGAGGUUUGAGCGCCAGCUGCGUGAAGGAGUUGACUUCUCGGGAGUGGACAAGGUGCAAGACAUGGUCUCUAGUCAAUACGUUUCCCCGCCGCCAGCAAAUAAGCAGCUUGGCCCAUACGAUCGAAGCGACUAUAUUCUGAGAGAGCAGGACAUUGAAGCCUUGCGAAGCUAUCGUGGAGAACAAGACGGCGAAGAACCGACUAUUUCUGGGUUCAUCGAUCAAUGGAAGCAGCCACUAUUCGAUCUCGUGAACGAGAUGGCCCUCAGUUAUCUCGAACAUUUCGUCCUUCCUCAUCUUGGAAGUGAGAAUGUUGCAGAAAUGGGCAAGACGCUAUUCCCUGAUUACGAGAAGGAUAGUCAGCCUCUCAGCCUAGACGUUGCCUCGUAUCGUCACUUCACUCAGCCGGACCAAAGCCUGAUUCCAGAGUUUGACAUAUUUUACGUGACCGUUCGUGUCCGAGAAUUCCUCGAGUCUCACAGCCAGGCUAAGUCCAGGAUCUUCAGAGACGUCGCUGUUCGAGGAAUCUGUCGAGUGCUGGGCUAUAUGCUCACUGAGAUAUUCGAGUUGGCUAACAAUGUGGCCUGUGAUUGCGGACAUGAUAAAAUUCUGCCAUGCCAUGUUCGUCAGGCUGUUUUAUUAGAUGAGGAUAUUCUUCGUUUAGUGAGUUUCACAAAGAUCUUGUGGGAAGUUGGCGCUACAGGCUACAUCGGCGCCGGGGUCCUUCGUCAAGCCCUCACAUUCCCAGACAUCACCAGUGUUAUCGCUGUUACCCGCCUACCUCUCGAACAAACUGCCGCAAAGCUCCAAAAUUUUAUUGUCCCAGACUACGGUACAUACUCAGCCGCAGCAAAGGAGGCUUUUGCCGGCGCAGGUGCAUGUAUCUGGACAGUGGGCGUGACGCCUCGCCGUGCAUUUCGGAUGGACCCUGAAGAUGUGCGCAAGGUCUGUCAAGAUUAUACAAUGGCUGGCCUUGAAGCCAUGCGCUCCUCCGGCGUUUUACGGCCGUUCCGAGUAGCGUAUCUCAGCGGUGUGGCGGUAUCACGGGAUGUUAACCAGAGUUUGUGGAUUGCUCCCAAGUACAGACGGAUACGGGCCACAGCAGAAAACCAAGUUGUCGCGUUCGCGAAGGAUAGCGAUGGCGCGGUAGAAGCGGUGAUAGCUAAACCCGGUUCUAUUCCUCCCAAAGGUGGGAUUCUGGUCAAUACUCAGACGGCUAUAUCCCGAGGUUUAGGUAUUAGCACCGCCGAGGCCGUGGUUUUAGAUGAUCUGGCUAUUGCUUUGAUUGACCAGGUUGUUCAUGGAAUUGAAAAGGACCCGCUGUGGCCAGCAGACUUGAAUCGCUUGGCGCAACAAGUUAAGGAUAAGAAGGGCCUGAACUAA
Fusarium subglutinans is the source of this 2112-nucleotide messenger RNA. RefSeq lists its product as uncharacterized. NCBI's taxonomy places the organism in Eukaryota, Fungi, Ascomycota, Sordariomycetes, Hypocreales, Nectriaceae. Gene Ontology annotation, molecular function: protein heterodimerization activity. Bases 1 to 2112 code for a protein of 703 amino acids. The transcript has 3 exons. The record is from RefSeq and is a predicted model, not a curated record.